Molecule: messenger RNA, 195 nt
Organism: Trichomonas vaginalis G3
Lineage: Eukaryota; Parabasalia; Trichomonadida; Trichomonadidae
Product: protein of unknown function, DUF4106 family
Exons: 1
Coding region: 1-195 (64 amino acids)
Source: RefSeq, a predicted model, not a curated record
AUGGACACAGACACAGGCAUGCACCAAAACCAGCACAACAACCAACAGUUCAAAACCCUGCACAACAACCACCUCCACAACCAACAGUUCAAAAACCAGCACAGCAACCAACAGUUCAAAAUCCAGCACAACAACAACCACAAACAGAGCAAGGACAUAAAAGAAGUAGAGAACAAGGAAACCAAGAAUUCUUAA